Hemiscyllium ocellatum (epaulette shark) is the source of this 2502-nucleotide messenger RNA. RefSeq names its product zinc finger protein 420-like. NCBI's taxonomy places the organism in Eukaryota, Metazoa, Chordata, Chondrichthyes, Orectolobiformes, Hemiscylliidae. The coding region runs from base 501 to 2045 and encodes 514 amino acids. The transcript has 4 exons. The record is from RefSeq and is a predicted model, not a curated record.
CAUGAGCUUCUCAAGCUGCAGCUCCUGAUCCUCUCUCUGAAUAAAGAUAGAGCUUUACCCAGACUGCACAUUCCUUCCUCUGUCCCAGAUCUGAUUUUUGAAGAUUUGAAGAGGGAAGUUUUAAAAUCAACAGAUGAAGGGCUUAUAACCGAAACAUUGACCCUCCUGCUCCUCGGAUGCUGCCUGACUCCCCUGUGACUUUCCAGUGCCACAUUUUUCGACUGACUCUCCAGCAUCUCCGGUCCUCACUUUGAUGUCAAUGUCUAACAGUCACUCAGUCCACUGGGGCCAGCAAAGAUUUUCGCCGUGAUUUCUGAGAGAGGAAUCAAAGCUUUUUGGUUCCUGUCUGAGUAUGUUUUCAGCAUCAGUGGGACUGGACGAGAGACCCCACUGUUGCAGCGCACUGUGUGAGGAGCCUGAAACAGUUAUACGGCCUGGAAAGGGGAUUUCACGGCAGGGAGGGGCUCUACACGUGUUUGUGUGCAGCUGAAGUUUUGGCCAUGGAGAAACCUGAGGAAUCCCGCCCUGUGGAGAAACCGUGGAAGUGUGGGGACUGUGGGAAAGGCUUCCGUGUCCCAUCUGCCCUGGAGAAUCAUCGACGCAGUCACACCGGGGAGAGGCCAUUCCCCUGCCCCGAAUGUGGGAAGGCCUUCAGACAUUCCUCCCACCAGCAGGACCACACGGGGGAAAGACCCUUCAGCUGCCCCGAGUGCGGGAAGGCCUUCGUGUUUUUCUCCACCCUAUUGGCCCACCAGUGGGUCCACACAGGAGAGAGGCCGUUCAGCUGCCCAGAGUGCGGGCAGGCUUUUACCAACAACUUCAAUCUGCGGAUCCACCAGCGGAUCCACACGGGGGAAAGGCCCUUCAGCUGCCCCGAGUGUGGGAAGGGCUUCAGCACAUCUUCCUCCCUGCUGAGGCACCAGCGGAUCCACACCGGGGAGAGGCCGUUCAGCUGCCCCGAGUGCGGGAAGGCCUUCAGCAGAUCUUCCUGCCUGCUGACCCACCAGCAGAUCCACACCGGGGAGAAGCCGUACAUCUGCUCUCAGUGCGGGAAGGGCUUCACCCGCUCCUCCCACCUACUGACCCACCGGAGGGUCCACACGGGGGAGAAGCCCUUCAGCUGCCCCGAGUGCAGGAAGGCCUUCAGCACAUCUUCCUCCCUGCUGAAGCACCAGUGGGUCCACACCGGGGAGAGGCCAUACACCUGCACUCACUGCGGGAAGGGCUUCACCUACUCCUCCCACCUGCGGAGCCACCAGCGAGUUCAAGGCGGAGAGAAACCGUGGAAGUGUGGGGACUGUGGGAAAGGCUUCCGUGUCCCGUCUGCCCUGGAGAUUCAUCGGCGCGGUCACACCGGGGAGAGGCCAUUCCCCUGCACCGACUGUGGGAAGGCCUUCAGACAUUCCUCCCACCUGCUGGCCCACCAGCGGGUCCACACGGGGGAAAGGCCCUUCAGCUGCACUGAGUGUGGGAAGGCCUUCAGCAGAUCCUCCACCCUGCUGAUCCACCAGCAGGUCCACACCGGGGAGAGGCCGUACAUCUGCUCUCAGUGCGGGAAGGCCUUUACCCAGUCCUCCCACCUGCUGACCCACCGGCGUGUCCACACGGGGCAGAGGCCCUUUAGCUGCCCCGAGUGUGGGAAGGCCUUUACCCACGUCUCCACCCUGAUGAGGCACCAGCGUGUCCACACCGGGGAGAGGCCGUUCACCUGCUCUCAGUGUGGGAAGGGCUUCAUCUGCUCCUCCCAACUGCGGAGCCACCAGCGGGUCCACAUGGGGCAGAGGCCCUUCAGCUGCCCCGAGUGUGGGAAGGCCUUCAGCAGAUCUUCCUCCCUGCGGAGACACCAGCGUGUCCACACCGGGGAGAGGCCGUUCAGCUGCCCCGAGUGUGGCAAGGCCUUCAGCACAUCUUCUGCCCUGCUGACCCACCAGCGGAUCCACACCGGGGAGAGGCCUUACACCUGCUCUCAGUGCGGGAAGGGCUUCACCUGCUCCUCCAACCUGCGGACGCACCAGCGAGUUCACGUGCCAUCGCAGGGGGAUUGAAGGAGUGACGGCCGAGUCCCAUUAUCGAUUGGAUUAUCAACCCGGUUCCGGGGACUCCCGGGUUUGAAUCCCGCCACGACAGAUGGCAGAAUUGGUAUUCGGUCAGAAAUGUGGAAUUCGGAAUCUAACGAUGAGACCAUUUCAGGGAGGGGGUGGUAGGGGGAGAAAGGCCCCAUCUGAUUCCCUCUCUCCCUUGUUAGGGAAGAGAACUGCCAUUGUGGGAAAGGAUACACUCAAGUCGUUCCAGCUGCAUCCUUUACUCGGUCUUGCCUACACGUGACUCCAGACCCACAGCAGUCUGGUUGACUCUACACUUCCCCUUCCUGGCAAAGGAGCGGGGAGAAACUUACUUGGAGACAGGGUAUGGGUUGAAAUUGCUGAGUGAGGCAAUACUUCCUCCGGGUUAUGGCUGUACCAAGGAUCCAAUUUCAAAGGGACAGCUUGGUGCUGACCAAUA